Molecule: messenger RNA, 1438 nt
Organism: Sinocyclocheilus anshuiensis
Lineage: Eukaryota; Metazoa; Chordata; Actinopteri; Cypriniformes; Cyprinidae
Product: craniofacial development protein 1-like
Exons: 7
Coding region: 135-1067 (310 amino acids)
Cellular component (GO): Swr1 complex
Source: RefSeq, a predicted model, not a curated record
UAGUAAGGCACUUGCACGUUAGCUCAUAGCUAGCAGGUUAGCUACAGCAUUUCAUCCUUUGGUUUCAUGUAGUUGUUAUUGGAGUCUUUGUCUGAUUUAGCAGCUAAUACAGCGCAUCACAGAGAGAAAUAAAGAUGAAUUAUUCGGAUUACGACUCGGAUGGUUAUUCUUCAAAUGAAGAUGAAGACUACGUCCCUUCUGAUGAUAACCUGAGCGAGGAUGACAUGAAUGAAUGUGAGAAGGAGGAUGCACUGGAGGUGGAGGGUCACGACGCGCAGCAGUCAGAGCAAGUAAAGAAGAAAAAGAUGAAAACUAAAGCAAACAUUCCUAUGAGGAAAAGGAAAAAAGGAGGACUCAAACUAGAAGAAGAUGAUGAAGGUGGUUCAGCAGACCAACAGAAAGGUGAAGAUAUGCCAAAAGAGGAUCAUUUUGUAACUGAGUCACAAGAGGACAUUGAAGAGAAACAUAAGAAGAAAGCAGAUGAUCUUUGGGCUAGUUUUUUGAGUGAUGUUGGCCCUCAACCCAAAGCAGCAGCUCCAAGUACAGACUCUCAGCAGUCCACAUCUACGACUGGUACAGAUAAGCCCAAUAAACCCUCGACAGCGUCUCAGCAGCAGGAGGACAAACCAAAAGAAUCCUCCAAAAUCACAAUCACCAAGGUGUUUGAUUUUGCAGGAGGAGAAGUUCGGGUCACCAAAGAGGUGGACGCAGACUCACGAGAGGCCAAGAGUUUUCUGAAGAACGAGGAUAAGGUGCUGAAGGAGAAAGAAGAGUCCUCUGAGCCACAGCCAUCCGUAUUGCUCUCAUCUGGAUCCAGUGUGAAGAGGCCAGCGGGCAUGGGGGGCAUCUUGAAUCGCAUUGGGGCCAAAAAGCAGAAGAUGAGCACUUUGGAGAAGUCUCAGAUGGACUGGAAUGCCUUUAAAACAGAGGAGGGCAUUGCAGAUGAGCUGGCAAUCCAUAAUCGAGGCAAAGAAGGGUACGUGGAGCGAAAGAACUUCCUAGAGCGAGUGGACCAGCAGCAGUUUGAGUUGGAGAAGAGUGUGCGUCUGAGCAACAUGAAACGGUGACAAGAGAGCAGACAUAUUCACUGAUCAAAACACAGACUGUCCCAUAUUCACACACACCCUCCAUACACUCUCGGUUUUCCUUGUCACAUAGGUGGAAUUUUUUUCAGAUCCCUGGCCUGUAGCUCCCCAAAACUGGACUGCCUUCACAAUCGAAUGUACAGCUGCCAUAUUGUCUUUUUCUUCUUCCGCUCUUCCUUUGUCCAAUAUUGCAUGUCCACGUUUAUCAGGGCUUUUUUAACAUGAAAGAGGAACAACUCAAGAUGUUUUUCUUCUCUAGGAUUUCUUCUCUAGCAAUUCCUCAAAAACCUCAUUUUAUAAUUAACUGAGGUACAUCAGGCACACCUAACCAUUCAAUAAUAGUGCCAUUAAUG